Messenger RNA from Seriola aureovittata, 2068 nucleotides. It is a transcript of the gene tmem263, whose product is annotated as transmembrane protein 263. Lineage: Eukaryota; Metazoa; Chordata; Actinopteri; Carangiformes; Carangidae. The transcript has 3 exons. The record is from RefSeq and is a predicted model, not a curated record. The coding region runs from base 403 to 768 and encodes 121 amino acids.
CAGCCACGAGAACUUCUGCAGAACCACUGGCGUCGCUUAUGAAAAACUGAAACAUAUUAUCUUUUAAACCAGCUUCAAAGCAAACCCACCCCCUCGACCGGGGACAACAGGCUGGUGAACACCGAUAAAUAUGGACGGAUUUACGGUGCAAAAAAAAAAAACAAAAACGUCACAGUUAUGUAUUGUCUUUCGGGAGUGACGUGUCUGUUUUAAUGUCUCUGUCUGAAGAGUCAGUCCUCAAAUAAUCUGCUCAUGGACUGAGAACAAAACGAGCUCAAAGUGAGGCGUGAUCAUCACAUACAAGCCCAGACAUUUUUGUUGUUGUUGUGUUAGAGAGUUAAAUUUGAACAGGAACUCGACAACUUCAGUGUCCGCGGCUGUUGGGAGUUUAACCACCUAGACAUGAGUCAGGCAGAGCAGGUGCCUGAGGACGUGCCUGCAUACCUAGAAGAUGAGCCAGUAGCUACAGACAACAACAAGGACCACCCACAGACACAGCCUGGCAUGUUCAGCAGGUUGGCGGGGGGCUUGUACGGUGCCACCAAGGGAGCUCUUGGAGCUACGGUGGGCGGUGUGACCUGGAUAGGAGGAAAGAGUCUGGACCUCACCAAGACCGCUGUCAGUUCUGUAGUCGCUGUGCCUGCCAUGGGAGUGGGGCUGGUUAAAGGAGGAGUGUGUGCCGUAGCCGGAGGCGUGACUUCUGUCGGCUCUGCGGUGGUUAGCAAAGUUCCCAUAGGAGGAUGCAAAAAGAAGGACAAGUCUGACUGACGGAGAGAGGCGGAGAGUGAACGCACACAGCUGAGUUGUGUGAGCUCACACUGUGUUGUAGGAUUCAUGAACAGGAAAAGAUCUAAAGAGGACUCAAAACUUCAGUGUACUGAACUCAGAUACAGUUCAGUGUACACAUUUUGGUGAGGGGUCUGUGCUUCAUUUAUUUCUUUUGUUUGUUUGUUUGUUUGUGUGUUGGUAAACCCACAUUCAUACAAUUAUGUGGCAUGGACCUGCAAACCAAGAAGUAACAAAGACUGUCCGACUGUUAAAGGAAAACACUCCAAACUAUUAUCACCUGUGCCUCAAAUUGUUCAAAAUGUCAAUUUUUCAUGUUUGAUAAUAAGCUACAAUGCUGUUUUCACUGCAAACUGUUGUACUUGUCACAUUAGUUAACUUUAGUGCAGGAGAACAGCUCAGAGUGUAAAUGUGCUUAAAUUUCACUUGCAAGACAAUCAGUGAUCAAUGAUGAUCUAUAACUGGCAUGAUAUAUUUCACACUCCAGUUAAUCACCUUUGUUCACAAAUGAACAAAUAAGUCUGAUCAAAGACGUGAUUUGAAAAGAACAAUCCAGUUUCAUAUCUAAAUCACUUGCUGGCUGUGGGUAUUUGUGGGAAUUAUUGGGACAGUUUCAGUUUUCCUUUGAAUUAUGUUGCCCUCUGGCUUUUAUUUUGUCAGCUCUAUGGAAGGCAACUCGUGGGCUACUGUUUAUACAGAAUCCAAUUCACUAAAAUAAAUAUUGUGACACAAUAUGAAAGUUAGAAGAUUAUGAUUACAGUGAACUUUAUUUCCAGUUACAGUGUUAACUGAUUCACUGUGACUAUACUAGUUGAGUUUGUUGAAUCACAUUUUACGCGUUACACUUCUUUUGACUAACUAUAUGUUUUGUUAGUUACUGUGACAUGUCGGUUAACAUUGUUCUCAGAUCAAAGUCUCUUAACAUGUCUCCUUGGAAAAAUAAAACUGCCAUAGACGCUUGAUGAUGCCAUAAAUUUCUGCUACUGUACCAAAGAAGUUUAGUUCUCAACCCUAACAUUUCUCUAAUGCUCUUCCAUAUUGCUUAGAGUCACUGUUUACUGUUGUAGCAAUUUGAUGGCUGGAUUUUUUGGAUGAUACAGUCUAUAUUUCAAGUGUCAGCUACAUUUUAAGAUGACAAACCUGUGAAAGUACAUUUAAGAAAGAUAAUUAAAAACAAUACCGUUUUUGUAAAUGUAAAAUGUCAAGGCAAGGCUUGAUGGAUGAUUUUGUGGUUGUAUCAGUGUUUUAUCAGCUUGUUCAAAUAAAACAUACGCUGAAGGUU